Fusarium fujikuroi IMI 58289 is the source of this 702-nucleotide messenger RNA. RefSeq lists its product as uncharacterized. The record is from RefSeq and is a predicted model, not a curated record. Bases 1 to 702 code for a protein of 233 amino acids. The transcript has 2 exons. Lineage: Eukaryota; Fungi; Ascomycota; Sordariomycetes; Hypocreales; Nectriaceae.
AUGGAUUCUUCCAUGAGUCCCUUCAGCACCAAUGGCAACGAUAGUUCCGCCAAGUACAUUGCCAACAAGGCCAGCAGCCACAAUGAAGCAGUCAUCAUCGCAGGAGUCAUGAUCGGCUCAGUUUUCUUCGUCGCCAUCGUUGGGGUGGCUUGGAUGUUCUUCAGGGAGCGGUCUCGAAAGAUUAAGGACCAGCUGGCCGCGAUCAAGACUGUCAGCGCCUCUGACCUCCGAAGCCGCCGAUCUCAUCCGGAAUCCGGAGCGCCCAAUUACAUCAAAAUGCGUCCCACCUCAAGCUAUCAGCUACCAGCAACGUUAGCGGUACUUCUUCUGUUCUUCUCAUGCCUCGCUCUGGCCUCAUCAGACUCAAAAGAUGCCAGCAACACGUUGUCUCAACGCGACGAGGAAGCAGGUUCAGGAUGCAGUACAGAGGGCCAGUGGCACUGUAUGACCAAUUCAUUUCAGAGAUGCGCAGGUGGACACUGGUCGAUCAAGAUGGCUAUGGCUGAAGGGACAAAAUGUGAGCCAGCGGGUUACACUGAUGACUACAAUUUUCGAAUUGAACAUGAUGGCCAAGGGAAUGGCGAUGGGCGUGCUGAAGGACAGAGUAGUAGGGGAUCCAACUUGGGAUCAAGAGCUUCGGCAAACGGGAUUACUAUCGUGGUUAUUUUCUGUCUCUGGAUUACUCUGGGAAGUCUUUGCUAG